Opisthocomus hoazin is the source of this 854-nucleotide messenger RNA. The record is from RefSeq and is a predicted model, not a curated record. Lineage: Eukaryota; Metazoa; Chordata; Aves; Opisthocomiformes; Opisthocomidae.
AUGCAUCACGGGGACCUGAGGAAGAAGAGGAAGAACCAGCAGUACGAACUGCCCAAGCCCCCCUCCGAAAGGCACACGGAUCAGCGCCGCUGCGGCUCCGGGCUGAGCGGGGAUUACAUCUCCGAGGAGGGUCACUACUGGAUUGGCAUGGACAUCAGCCCCGCCAUGCUGGAUGUGGCCGUGGAGAGGGAGGUGGAAGGAGACCUUCUGCUUGCAGAUGUGGGUCAUGGCAUUCCCUUCAGGCCUGGCAUGUUUGAUGGCUGUAUCAGUAUUUCCGCAGUGCAGUGGCUUUGUAAUGCUGAUAAGAAAUCCCACAGCCCUCCAAAACGCCUUUAUCGAUUCUUCUCAACUCUUUAUACUGCCUUGGCCCGAGGAUCCCGAGCCGUGCUGCAGCUGUACCCCGAGAACGCAGAACAGCUGGAGCUCAUCACGGCCCAAGCCAUGAGAGCUGGCUUUACCGGCGGAAUGGUGGUAGAUUACCCCAACAGCACCAAAGCCAAGAAGUUCUUCCUUUGCCUCUUUGUUGGGGUGUCUGGCACGUUACCGAAGGGCCUUGGUACUGAGUGUGCUGAUGGAGAAGAGAUGCACCAGGCCAAGUUCACCAAUGAGAGGACACGGUUCAGAAACACCAAGGGCAAGUCUGUGAAGAAGAGCCGGGACUGGAUCCUGGAGAAGAAGGAACGUAGACGACGACAGGGCAAGGAGGUGCGAGCAGAUACGAAAUACACGGGUCGAAAGCGCCGCCCUCGCUUCUGAAUUGCUCUGGACGCUGCUGAGGUGGAAGGCGGUGUGGUGGUCCCUCCAGCGAGCCUCCCAUGGACAGCACAGAUGGGCACCCCAGGCCCGGGGCUUGC